Messenger RNA from Chenopodium quinoa (quinoa), 789 nucleotides. RefSeq lists its product as uncharacterized. The record is from RefSeq and is a predicted model, not a curated record. NCBI's taxonomy places the organism in Eukaryota, Viridiplantae, Streptophyta, Magnoliopsida, Caryophyllales, Amaranthaceae. Bases 1 to 789 code for a protein of 262 amino acids. Gene Ontology annotation, molecular function: catalytic activity. The transcript has a single exon.
AUGGGAGGGGAGCAAGCAGAAAAAAUAGCAAAAAUUAUUGGCUAUGAUGGCCAUGAAAGAGUGGAUGCUAUGGGGUUUAGUGGAGGUAUUUGGGUGUAUCGGAAAAAAGAUUUAGUGACAAUCAACCCAAUCCAUAAACACAACCAACACAUCACAAUGGAAAUCACUAGAGUGGGUGCAACUCCUUGGUUUUUCUCUAUUGUGUAUGCAAGUCCGGAUGCCACGAAAAGAAAAGAAUUGUGGGAAGAAUUGAAAUCCUUUGCUACUCAACACAACAAACCUUGGUUGAUAGCAGGAGAUUUUAAUGACACAAAGUUCCUCUCGGAGAGGAAUACUUCAUGUAGGGAAACUGAUAGAAGAUCCGCCUUAUUCAAUGAAAGGAUUGAGGAUAUGGAUCUCAUUGAGGUUGAAUUCUCAGGGGCGGCUCAUACUUGGGCCAGAGGUCGUUCACUGGAAACUAGGCAAAGUGGUAGACUCGAUAGAGCUUUAUGUAAUGAAGGAUGGGCUUUGCGUUUUGAGAAGGCUUCAAUGAAACAUCUUACUGCCAUUCACUCUGACCAUUGCCCAAUUUUUAUAUCCCCUAAUGGUUUUGUUCCAAUUCAAGCUCUUCAUAGACCCUUUCGAUUCCAAUCUACAUGGAUGUCACAUGAAAAUUUCCAGGAAUUUGUGUCUCAAAAAUGGGAUAAAAGCAGGCCCUUGAUGUCUGCUCUGUCAAAGCUUUCAAAUGAUUUAAUGCUAUGGAAUCGAGAUACUUUCGGAAACAUAUUUGAGCAGAAAAGACCUUGGUAG